Molecule: messenger RNA, 1291 nt
Organism: Apus apus (common swift)
Lineage: Eukaryota; Metazoa; Chordata; Aves; Apodiformes; Apodidae
Gene: APOA4
Product: apolipoprotein A4
Exons: 4
Coding region: 88-1191 (367 amino acids)
Biological process (GO): lipid transport; lipoprotein metabolic process
Cellular component (GO): extracellular region
Molecular function (GO): lipid binding
Source: RefSeq, a predicted model, not a curated record
CCAGGCUCCAUAAAUAGCAGCUGAGCUCUCCCCAGCACCACAGGCACCCACACCCGGUCGCAGCACAGGCACCCUCCAGCCCUCAGGAUGGCUCCGAAGGUGGCCGCCCUUGCCCUGAUGCUGCUGGUGGUCUCAGGGGCACAGGCUGAUGUGAACCCGGACGAGGUGGCCAGCGUGCUCUGGAAAUACUUCACUGAGAUUGGCAGCAACGCCAAGGAGUCGGUGGACCAGCUGCAGCAAGCUGAGAUCACCAAGCAGCUCAACACCCUGCUGCAGAGCAACCUGCAGGGCGUCAGCUCCUACGCCGAGGACCUGCAGCGGCGCCUGGUGCCCUUCGCCACGGAGCUGCAGGCGCGGCUGGUGCAGGACUCGCAGCGGCUGAAGGAGCAGAUCCAGAAGGAGCUGUCGGAGCUGCAGGCCAAGCUGGCGCCCUACGCCAACGAGGUCCACCAGCAGAUCGACUCCAACAUCCGCCAGCUGCAGGCCAAGAUGACCCCUUACGCCGAGGAGCUGCGCUCCCAGGUGGACCGCGGGGCCGGGGAGCUGCGGCGGGCGCUGGAGCAGCAGGUGUCGGAGCUGCGGGACCGGCUGCAGGACAACGCCGGCAGCGUCCAGGCCUCCCUCAGCCCCUACGCCGACCGGCUGCAGCAGCAGAUCGACGGCGGGGUGGAGAGCCUGAAGGAGAAGCUGACUCCCCUGGCCGACCAGCUGAAGGUGCAGGUGGAGCAGAGCGUGGCGGAGCUGCGGAAAGGGCUCAGCCCCUACGCCCAGGACGUGCAGGACGGGCUGAACCGGCAGCUGGAGAGCCUGACGGUGCAGAUGGAGCGGGCGGCCGAGGAGCUGCGCACCCGCCUGGCCACCAAGUCGGAGGAGCUGCGAGCCCAGCUGAGCCCGCUGGCCCAGGAGCUGCGGAAAGUGGCCAGCAGUGAUGUCGGGGAGCUGCAGCAGCGGCUGGCCCCCCUGGCCCAGCAGCUGGACCAGCGCGUGGAGCAGACGCUGGAGGAGUUCCGGCAGCAGGCAGCUCCCUUCGGAGAGGCCCUGGGGAAGCAGCUGGUGGAGCGGCUGCAGGAGAUGCAGGACAAGCUGGAAUCAGGCACUGCGGGCGUGGAGGAUCACCUAGAGCUGCUGGAGAAGGAGGUGCGGGACAAGGUGGCUGCUUUCCUCAGCACUGCCCAGCCGCCCGAGAACUGAGACCCCCCCGAGGGUCGCAGGGGGGGCCGGACGUCCCCCCCUGACACAAGUGUUCACACCCACUGCCCGUGGCAGAAAUAAACUGCCCCCUUGUGAUGCA